This is a messenger RNA of Durusdinium trenchii, 1269 nucleotides long. The record is from the annotation of a GenBank genome assembly. NCBI's taxonomy places the organism in Eukaryota, Dinophyceae, Suessiales, Symbiodiniaceae.
AUGCUAAGUUCCGUUUUCAGCCUAAUUCGCCCUCUGCUUCGGCUCAAGAAAGGCGAUAUUAUGCUGCCAAAUCCUGUUGUAUUCUUGUUUCUAUUUGCCGAGCUCUCGAGCAGUGUGAGGCGAAGCCAUGAAUGGACUGAGGGGGAGGCAAUGGAGCUGCUCCUGAGAGCGAAGGAGAGAGCUCACAGAGAUGCCGAGGGAGACCGUGCAGAUGUUCGUGAACGCAUCUCCAAGUGCGGAGGGAACCUAGACCAUAUGGCAGAAGAGUUGAUGGAUGCCUUUGUCAAAGAAGCACAAAGUGCACCUUUGACCAUCAAUUUUGAUGCUGCUCGCUACGUGAAAGUAGCAGAACAGAAUCAGGGUAUCGCGGCCGAUCAGUUCAAUGCUAAUGUCAUGAACCUCUGGCAGCUAGCUCUUCUGCCGCAUUCCCCACUAGGGGAUCGAGGCAUCAGAGACCGUCAAGAUUACAGCUAUGCCAACCAACGCUAUGACACGGAAAAGUGGCUUUGGGGCUUUACCAGUGCACCUGAAAGUUGGAGCAAUGCUGGAGAGAGGCCUCUGAGUGUCGGAUUGGGGGUCUUUGAAGCAGCUCACCUUAAUGGAGUAGCAGUCUCAUUGACCUACGGCUCUUCAGCCCUUUUCCUGUCUCCCAAACUCCGGGAGCGUAUGACUCUCAUAGGAAAAGACGCCAAAGUGGCCUUCGCAGAUCUCGGAAUGCCCAAAGACUAUGAUGCCAGCUUCCCGGAGUGGGAGCCCUGGAAGCCACGACCAGCUCCGAAGCCGACAGAUCCCAUCCUGCAAAUCCCCAAGUUGGAAGCUGCGGGAGGAUUGCCUUACGUGGGCACUUUUGACAACCCCUUAGCAGCACUCAAGACCGUAUCGUGCUCAUUGCUGAGACGGUGGGCCGACUACGUAGCCUCUGGUACGGAUGUGAAGGCAUCAAGCCGAUUUGAAUAUCUCGAGGCCAAUAUCUUUGGGGGCGUUCGCUUUGCUGAAGAUGUUGAGAAGGCAGUCGUGAAUAUAGAGACCUUCAGCCCCCCUGAAGACAUUACCGCGCUGGAUUUGACGAACAAAACCCUUGCGUUGCAAACUGUUUGGAACAAGCUUAAUGUCACGACGCAAACUUCACUGAAAAACUCAUCUUGGUGUGGGAUGUGGCGUCUUGGCCGUGAAAGGAACAUUCGACGUUUGUCCUGGUGCAUUGCCGUCGAGAUCUCCGAGUGCAUUCGGGAAGUCGACGCGACAGAUGAUUUGUCCUGUUUGGCUUGA